GGAGGUUUGCUUAUGUUAUUUGUUCAAAAGAGCAUCAUUCACUGUUCUCUUUAACUGUUUGGUCGUUUGUUGUCGAACGUUCUAGGCUUGCUUUUUCUGUCUAGAAUCUUCUUAAAUCAACCGUCAUCUCUUUUGAAUUAAUAAAUCAAAAAUGACUGCAGCACCUUUGGAAUCUCUUGUUCGCGUUGAAGAGAGGUUCAGCGAACACGACAAGCCGGUCGACAGGGAAAAGACUUGCCCUCUAUUGUUGAGAGUUUUCUGCUGCACUGGGAGGCAUAACAGUCCAGCAGAGUACAGGGCAGGCAACGUCCCGACAAACGAGCUACAAAUUUACACAUGGCUCGACGCUACAUUGAGAGAGAUAACAGGACUGGUUAAAGAAGUCAAUGAAGAUGCAAGGGCAAGGGGGACUAUGUUUGAUUUCUCCCUUGUAUUCCCUCAUCCACAGACAUCUGGAUACCGCUUCAGGCAUAUUGGGACGACAUAUUCAGGACAGACUUCGCCUGAUGAUAACCGAACGCUUGCCAGCAUGAGGUUUAACAUUGGCGAGUUUAUUGACGUAUGCAUCACCCCACCUUCUAGAAUUACCCCGAUGAUGAUGAGGCGUGGCGGAGGAGGAAUGCGUCAAUAUUAAAUAAGCUUAGAUGUGUUGUUAUCUAAUACAUUUUUGUAAAAAAAAUUAUUCUGUAAUAUUUUAUAUUUGAACAAUACAAAUUAAAUAUAGGAGUUUUA
Cimex lectularius (bed bug) is the source of this 732-nucleotide messenger RNA. It is a transcript of the gene Bin1, whose product is annotated as histone deacetylase complex subunit SAP18. Lineage: Eukaryota; Metazoa; Arthropoda; Insecta; Hemiptera; Cimicidae. Gene Ontology annotation, cellular component: nucleus. The transcript is spliced from 4 exons. Bases 152 to 634 code for a protein of 160 amino acids. Gene Ontology annotation, biological process: negative regulation of DNA-templated transcription. Gene Ontology annotation, molecular function: transcription factor binding; transcription corepressor activity. The record is from RefSeq and is a predicted model, not a curated record.